GGGUCGUCUUCCAGCACAAACGUCUCGACUUGCGAAUCUUGAUAGUACUAGUCCCAGUCCAACUCGGAUGUCUUUUCCCAGUCUUUUUUUUAUCCUUCUCUUUUUGGUUUCUUCCUCCCUAAAUCUUUUCCUUUUUUUAAUGAUGUUUUCGGUGUCAACGAAUAGUGUCAAUUCCUAGCUAGUUGAUCAGCGGCACUCUUCUUUCUUCGAUCUCUCUGUGUUUUGAUCACUAGAGGAAAUUCGGAGCUGGAUAAUGGUUUCUCUUUGUUGUUGCUUUCAUAAUGAUGACCCAGGGGGGAAUGUCAACAGUUCCCACAGGGGCUUCAUGUACACAUUAUUCAACAAGUACGCAGCAGUAUUCAGCAACGAGGAAACUCCUGCCCUCCCUGCACACAACAGAGGGCCACCAACCCCUUCAGUGGAAUCCAAUGCAGCAGUUUUUAAUAUUACACAAUCCGAAACUAGCAUGAUUCCUCCAGGAAUCUUGCCAUUCGAAGCCAAUCCCGGACCCUCCAAUACCGCAGGCCAAACACACCAAGAUACAGAACGAGCAGUGCAAGGUAAAGACUGUAUUGCCCUAGAAUUUGUGCCCGAAGAAGGUAAAUCAAAUGAAAACAAUCCAAAGGCCCCAAUUAGCGUCUCAAAAGAAAAGGCAGAACCUGGACAUCGUUACCUUCAUGCAUCCAUAGACGAGGAGGAUGUUUGUCCCACGUGCCUCGAAGAGUACAGUGUUGAAAAUCCAAGGAUAAUCACGCAAUGUAACCACCAUUACCACCUUAGUUGUAUAUACGAGUGGAUGGAGAGAAGCCAAACCUGUCCUGUUUGUAGCAAGGUGAUGAUAUUUGAUGAAACAAGUUGAAUUCGCAGUAAAGCUUCCAGAUAUUGAAGAUGAGCAUUGGAUAUAAGAAGGUUUUCCUUGGCAGGCCCACUCUAGACGUUCAUUUCAUUAUUUUAUUUUGUUAAAUUUGUUCGUAAAGAGGCGAGUUAGUGACUCAUUUUUUUUAUGAAUUUUAUUUCCCUGUAAAGUGUUUUAUGGAUUUGAUUCUUGCACUGUUGGUUCCAUUGAAGUUUUGAAUUUUAUUGCCGUAUAAAGUCUUGAAUUACUAUUUUAUUACAGUAAUUUUAUACACCAAUUAAUUGGAUGGUU
This is a messenger RNA of Populus nigra (black poplar), 1147 nucleotides long. RefSeq names its product E3 ubiquitin-protein ligase At3g02290-like. NCBI's taxonomy places the organism in Eukaryota, Viridiplantae, Streptophyta, Magnoliopsida, Malpighiales, Salicaceae. The transcript has 5 exons. Bases 254 to 859 code for a protein of 201 amino acids. Gene Ontology annotation, molecular function: ubiquitin-protein transferase activity. The record is from RefSeq and is a predicted model, not a curated record.